UUUACAUUUCAUUUUCUUGUAGCGAAUUCUGAGCUAUGAAAAUAGAUGAUUAAUGAAGUGUUUGUGGUUUGUGCAUGCUCUUUCCCAAACUUUUUAAAACUGAACUAAUUUAACACAAUAUACACAAUAAUCAUAAAACAUUAAAAUGAGUAUACAAGUUGACAUAAAAGCUUUAGUAUCACAUAUAGUAAAAGGAGACGGUUUGGAUAAAUGUCGUAUUUGUAUGGGAAGUACAAAAGAAGGUCGAGUAUUCUUAGGAGACACAGUAAUGAUGGACGAAGGAAAAGCAGUUACACUGGCCGAAGUACUCGAAAACAUAACGGGAAUUCAGAUGCAGUUGCAAGACGACCUGCCGGCAGGAAUCUGCACAGCAUGCUCUGUAUCGGCUCUGAGCGCAGCUGAAUUCCGUGCAUUAUGCCAUAAAGCAAAUUCACAAUGGGAUAUAUUCAUAGAUCUCCUAGAAAACCUCCCCGCGUCGACAGAUAAACAAAGCACAGCAAUAUUUGCUGUGAUAAAUAAAAAUGAAAUGAUGGUCAUUGAUGAUUUCAAUGAAAGAGUAUCUCGAGAUACUGCAGCUACGAAAUUAACUGCGCAUCUCUCAGGAAAACCACAAAGACACACAUACACAUGCACAGAAUGUUCUAAAACAUUUAGAUAUCCCCACCAACUGUAUAUUCAUUUAAAAGAGUCAACGGAUAUGAAAAGAGCAUGUUAUGUUUGUGGAGAUAUAAUGAUUAGGGAUUUGUUGGUUCCACAUUUAAAUAAUAGUCACAAUAGAAAACCUAUAGAAUGUAAAGACUGUCCGGCACUUCUUAUAUCUUAUGAUCAGUAUAAUGAACAUCAGACUAAAUUUCACGCUCCGAGUGCAAACGUAUGUAUAGAUUGUGGACAAUCAUUUCAAUCAAUAAAUGCACAACAUGCCCAUAUGUCUAUACAUACACCAAAAUCCUGCCCCAGAUGUGAUAAAAUAUUCAAAAACCAAAAGUGUUACAUACAUCACUUCAAGAAUUGUUGCAUAGAUAAAAUAAAGAAAACAGCUGUAUCCGUCAUAGGCAAAGCACCCUUCAGAGUUGGUUCACGAGGCAGUGUGGACAAAACAUGCAUUUGCGAUUACUGCGGUAAAGCAUUUGCCGGUAGGAAGAUCAUAUCUGCUCACAUACAAAUUGUGCAUAUGAAAAAUACGCACCAACCAUGCAUUCAUUGCGGAAAAUUACUAGCAGCGGCUCAUAUGCCGGGGCACAUGAAGUCGCAUGACUUCAAUCACACAUUUAAAUGUGACCAGUGCGGGAUGGUUUUGAAGUCUCGACUCGGCUACGUACAGCAUUUACGCUUGCAUUCAGGUGAGCGGCCAUACGCAUGCGAGCAGUGCGGAGAAACAUUCUCAACGUCGUCGAGACGUUCAGAGCAUGUACGGCGAACGCAUAAGAAGUCUGAGAUCGUGUUAAAACACGCGUGUACAUACUGUGCGGCGAAAUUUCGCCUUCCCUACCGGCUAAGACGUCAUCUGUUAACCAUGCAUUCCAACGAAUGUGAUGCACCAGAGAUGAAAUACAAAUGUACAGUGUGCAAUGAGAGAUUUGGUACAUGCAGAGGCUUGGUGCACCAUAGCAAAAAGCAUCAGAAUGUAUUGCUAUUUAAAAGACAGAUUAGAGAUGCUGAGUUUAGGGUUUUGAAUUCUACUUAACCAUUGGUUCAUACACACUUGGAUGAUUAUAAAUGUGAUAAUUAAAUAAAAAGAUCUGGAAUGAAAUAUAUUACCUGCAACUUAUAUUGUACAUUUAUGAUGGCUCCAUCUCUUCUAUUCUCUAUGUAUAUUAAACUAAUGGUCCGCCCCGGCUUCACCCAUAGUACAUAUAUAGCCUAUAGCCUUCCUCAAUAAAUGGGCUACCUAACACUGGAAGAAUUUUUCAAAGCGGACCAGUAGUUCCUGAGAUUAGUGCAUUCAAACAAACAAGCUCUUCAGCUUUACAAUAAUAUUAAGUAUAGAUUCCCAUGCCACCAUGUUACUUACCAUACUCUUGUAAAAAGGCCAGACUGAUUGUUAUGAAAUUUUGUGUGUAUAUCGCGUAGAUCUGAGAAACAGCCAGUGUCUAAUUUUCAUACACCUAAAUGAUAAGAGUCAAACAGAACAGCGUUAACUGGGCCAGCUGAUUAUUACAUACUAGCUGCGCCCCGCGGUUUCACCCGCGUAAUUCUGUAUCCUGUAGGAUUAUCGGGAUAAAAUGUUGUCUAUAUGUUAUUCCAGUUGGCCAGCUAUCUACGUGCCAAAUUUCAUUGCAAUCGGUUCAGUAGUUUUUGCGUGAAAGAGCAACAAACACAAACACAUCGAUAGUAGGAUAGGAUAUAAAAACUGAAAUGAUAUGUCAUCUUGCCUAUAAUCAUCUUGCAAACUUUCGCAUUUAUAAUAUUACAUAGUAGGAUAGGAUAGGAUAUAAAAACUGAAAUAAUAUGUUCUACUUGCUUGCUCUAAUAUCAAUGUGUGAUUAA
Messenger RNA from Zerene cesonia (dogface butterfly), 2487 nucleotides. RefSeq names its product zinc finger protein 501-like. The record is from RefSeq and is a predicted model, not a curated record. The coding region runs from base 146 to 1684 and encodes 512 amino acids. Gene Ontology annotation, biological process: regulation of transcription by RNA polymerase II. Gene Ontology annotation, molecular function: RNA polymerase II cis-regulatory region sequence-specific DNA binding; zinc ion binding; DNA-binding transcription factor activity, RNA polymerase II-specific. Gene Ontology annotation, cellular component: nucleus. NCBI's taxonomy places the organism in Eukaryota, Metazoa, Arthropoda, Insecta, Lepidoptera, Pieridae. The transcript is spliced from 2 exons.